AUGUUGAUGUUAAGGACAGAUUUCAAGUCCCUACAAAAUGAGGUUUCCAGGGAAAUGGAGGCAGUGGCUGAGCUCCCCAGGGACAUUCGAGAUGCUCUUUUCCAUACCAUCCUGGCGAAGCUCAAGGACCAAGGGGCUCUGCAGGACCUCACAGGCAUGCUGGAUGGGAACAUUUGGAUUCAUACGGGCAGCUUCCUAAGUGAGAUGCAGGAAAACUCAAGAAAUGUGCGGCUUGAGUCAAGACACGUCAUUUACCUCCUUGAAGCCUUACUGGUGCUGAGUGACAUCCAACAUGAGCUGCUGGCCUGGUCCAUGGAGAAGAGGAUCCUGCCCCAGCAGCAGGAGCUGGUGAAGAGCAUCCUGGAGCCCACCUUCCUGUACCCCUGCAACAAUCCCUUCACCCUGGAUCCCAAGCUCCUCGCCUCGCUGGAGGAAGAGGGGUUGGCUGUCACCUUUGGCCUGCUGCAGGAGUGUGGUCUGAGUGUGGCACCCGACAACCCCACGGGGACUUGGGACCUGGAGGCCAAGGAGCCCCUGUCUGCCCUGUACGGGUCCCUCUUGAUGCUGCAGCAACUGGCCGAGGCCUGA
Molecule: messenger RNA, 588 nt
Organism: Rangifer tarandus platyrhynchus (Svalbard reindeer)
Lineage: Eukaryota; Metazoa; Chordata; Mammalia; Artiodactyla; Cervidae
Source: the annotation of a GenBank genome assembly